AUGUUUACGGGCGAAUUGGCGGAAAGCCGUCAAACAGAAGUGAUGAUACGGGACAUCGACGAGCACGCGAUGGAACUGCUGGUGGACUUCGCGUAUUCGUCGCAUAUAGUGGUGGAGGAGGCGAACGUCCAGGUGCUGCUGCCGGCCGCGUGUCUCCUGCAGAUGACCGAAAUACAAGACGUCUGCUGCGAGUUCCUGAAGAAACAGUUGGAUCCCAGCAAUUGUCUGGGAAUCCGGGCCUUCGCCGACACCCACUCCUGUCAAGAGUUACUCCAUUUCGCCGAUAAGUACACUCAGGAUCGGUUCCAAGAGGUGAUCGACAACGAAGAGUUCCUGCUGUUGCCGGUCAACCAACUCAUUGACAUUAUAUCGAGCGAUGAGCUGAACGUCCGGAGCGAAGAGCAAGUGUACAGUGCGCUCAUGUUGUGGGUUAAGUACAACGUUCCCGAACGGCGCCAGCAUUUGGCGCAUGUCUUACAACACGUCCGACUCUCGCAAUUAACGGCCAAGUAUUUGGUGGGAACUGUUGGCUCGGAUUUGCUCGUGAAAUCGGAUGAGGCGUGUCGUGACUUAGUGGACGAGGCGAAGAACUAUCUGUUGCUACCGCAAGAGCGGCCGCUUAUGGUUGGGCCGCGAUUUAGGGCCAGAAAGCCGGUGCGAAGGGGUGAAGUGCUGUUCGCAGUGGGCGGUUGGUGUAGCGGCGACGCCAUCGCCAGUGUUGAGCGAUACGACCCGCAGUCCAAUGAGUGGCGAAUGGUUGCGCCGAUGAGCAAACGCCGGUGUGGUGUCGGCUGCGCUGUACUCAGCGAUCUGUUGUACGCCGUCGGCGGACACGACGGCCAAAGCUAUCUGAAUAGUAUCGAGCGAUACGACCCGCACACUAACCAAUGGUGCGGUGAUGUGGCGCCCACCAGCUCUUGCCGCACGUCUGUAGGAGUGGCCGUUUUGGACGGCUUUCUAUACGCGGUUGGCGGUCAGGACGGCGUUUCGUGUCUCAAUUUUGUUGAACGAUACGACCCGCAGACCAAUCGGUGGAACAAAGUCGCGGGAAUGAGUACCAAACGCCUGGGCGUUGCCGUUGCGGUGCUCGGCGGCCAUCUGUACGCCAUCGGCGGCUCAGACGGCACGUCACCACUAAAUACCGUCGAGCGUUACGACCCGCGCACUAAUAGGUGGUGUCCGGUGUCCCCAAUGGGCACUCGACGUAAGCACUUGGGAUGCGCUGUAUAUAAUAAUAUGAUUUAUGCGGUCGGCGGGAGGGAUGACACCACUGAACUCAGUUCCGCCGAACGAUAUAAUCCGCAGUCGAAUCAAUGGCAGCCAAUCGUUGCGAUGACUUCGCGGCGAUCCGGUGUCGGACUGGCCGUUGUUAACGGUCUCCUCUAUGCUGUCGGCGGUUUUGAUGGAUCCACUUAUUUGAAGACAAUCGAAGUGUACGAUCCGGAGAAGAAUCAGUGGUGUCUCUGCGGUUCAAUGAAUUACAGACGACUCGGCGGUGGUGUCGGUGUCGUACGGCUACCACAUCUCGAGACUUAUUUCAGAUGAUCUUACGGUUAAAGCUUUGAUAGGUUUAGGUUUGAAAAUCAAAUAUUAUUGCAAUAAUCGAUUGGAGUGUAGAGUCGAGAGGACAGGUGGGGGAGAAGAGGGGGUCCCAGGAAUUAGGUUUCAUUAUAGCAUUUAAAUGAUCAGAGCGUCGGUC
Messenger RNA from Medioppia subpectinata, 1699 nucleotides. NCBI's taxonomy places the organism in Eukaryota, Metazoa, Arthropoda, Arachnida, Sarcoptiformes, Oppiidae. The record is from the annotation of a GenBank genome assembly.